AUGGAGGACUAUGCUGGAGUGGAAAAGCUGAGCCUGAGGGCAAGUGUGACUGAGUUGAGACCCCAAGAGUCACUCGAUGUCGGAGCGGGGGUGAGGAUGGGCGCUGGACCCAAGGUCCAUCUUCAGCCUGUGGAUGUCCCCAUGCCGGAGCCAGGAGCUGAGCCUGAACUGGUCCAUAACUCCAUGGGAAGCUCACCUCUAGCUGCCCAAGCGUAUGCGCUAAAGGAAGAGAACGAUAGUCUUCGGUGGCAGCUGGAUGCUUACAGGAAUGAAGUGGAGCUCCUGAAACAGGAGAAAGGACAGCUCUUUCGAACAGAAGAAAGCCUUACGAAGGAUCAGCAGCUGCAGUUCCUGCAGCAGACAAUGCAAGGCAUGCAGCAGCAAUUGCUGAGCAUACAGGAAGAAUUAAAUAACAAAAAAUCUGAACUGGAGCAAGCCAAGGAAGAGCAAACACAUACACAAGCAAUGCUUAAAGUCCUGCAGGAACAGUUAAAAAGCGCCAAGGAAUUAGCAGAAAUCAAUGGGCAUGAUGAAUCUCAGGCAAAUGAAAUCAAUGUAUUGACAGUAGCAUUGGUCAACCAAGACAGAGAAAAAAAUUCGGAGAAAAGAAGCCCCGGUCUAAAAUCAGAGAAAGAGGCACUAUUAAUAGGUAUCAUAUCCACAUUUCUUCACGUCCAUCCUUUUGGAGCCAAUAUAGAAUAUCUUUGGUCUUAUAUGCAGCAGUUGGACUCUAGGAUCUCUGCAAAUGAGAUAGAAAUGCUUUUGAUGAGACUGCCACGCAUGUUUAAACAAGAAUUCACUGGUGUAGGAGCAACACUGGAAAAGAGGUGGAAGUUUUGUGCCUUUGAAGGAAUUAAAACUAUCUGACUGUGACUAGUAAUGAAGCUAUGCAGAAGAAGAAUACCUAGAGCAUGGCAGGGUUCUAAAGUAUUAAAGUAAGAAAUUUGGGGUUGGGCACAUAGUAGUAUGUUUUCAAAGUUAUCCAAGCCUAAUUUUAGUUACAUUUGUGAUGUUCUCUUGUGAGUGGAAAUGUAGUUGUGCACCAGUUCCUAAAAUAAAAUAAAAUUUUUAAAAAAAGUUUCAAAAUGUGACAGAUCUGUUUCCUAUGAAAACUGAAGAAAGACACCACAGUCAUAAUGAUUUCAGAAUACUACAUGUCCUACAUCUAAGAAAAGCUCAUUGAGCAAACAGUUAAAGAGAAAGAUUGCCCGGUUAUGAUCGCUAAGCUACAGCGAUAUAUAUGUAAUAUAUAGUAGAGCUCAUUAAGUUUCGUUAUUGAAAGUUCUUUCUGUUUAGUAAGAAAAUUGAGUAAUUUUACAGUGAGGAAAAGCAUACCAAAAGAAAACUUGAAAAUGUGUCUGAAGUUAUUGUAUUUUGUAAAUUAAGUUAUAUGCUGUACCAGGGAUUUUUGCCUUAUUGAAAGAGGCCUGAAAAUGUGAUUGGAGUCCUCAAGAAUGCUUUAUCAAGAAUAUUAUUUUUCUAAUGUAACUAUUCUCCAUUACAAGUUCUUUUAACAUGGAUUGCAUAUCAAUUUUCAUAAACAUGUAAAUAAGGAGGAAACCAGUGUUACUGUAUUGUAUUUGGUAUGUAACAUUCAGGUUUAUGCAUCAAAAUAAAUAUUCAGUUGCAUUACUGUUACAAAUUUUAUAGCAGAUAUAUUAAUUUUUAUCAAUAAAUAUGACUUCUACCA
Messenger RNA from Antrostomus carolinensis (chuck-will's-widow), 1690 nucleotides. Its product is annotated as ecto-NOX disulfide-thiol exchanger 1-like. Gene Ontology annotation, cellular component: plasma membrane; external side of plasma membrane. The coding region runs from base 1 to 867 and encodes 288 amino acids. Gene Ontology annotation, biological process: ultradian rhythm. Gene Ontology annotation, molecular function: NADH dehydrogenase activity; protein disulfide isomerase activity. The transcript has 7 exons. The record is from RefSeq and is a predicted model, not a curated record. NCBI's taxonomy places the organism in Eukaryota, Metazoa, Chordata, Aves, Caprimulgiformes, Caprimulgidae.